Leptonychotes weddellii (Weddell seal) is the source of this 7504-nucleotide messenger RNA. It is a transcript of the gene DLC1, whose product is annotated as DLC1 Rho GTPase activating protein. Gene Ontology annotation, cellular component: membrane raft; focal adhesion. NCBI's taxonomy places the organism in Eukaryota, Metazoa, Chordata, Mammalia, Carnivora, Phocidae. The record is from RefSeq and is a predicted model, not a curated record. Gene Ontology annotation, biological process: regulation of Rho protein signal transduction; signal transduction; actin cytoskeleton organization. Gene Ontology annotation, molecular function: lipid binding; GTPase activator activity; protein binding.
AGGCAGGAAAUGCUUCCCAGGCAAUCUGGGCCUGCUUGUGGAGGCCCCUUUCGCAAGACAUCAGUCUGAAUUGAGUGGACAGAAGUCACUAAGAACGCCUCGACAGACUCCUGCUUUAGCCAAGGCUCCCUCCAGCUGCAGAGGGUGUUUUUGUGAGAAUCACACUCUGCGUGAAACUGCUUAGAAUAGAGCCAUGAUCUCAACCACGAAAUGUGAACUUAUAUUUUGGAGGAACUCACGGGGACGGACUUCUUUCCUAGCCUGAGUGUUGAACAAUGUCAUGCCUGGGCGUUUCAGCUGCUCGUUGUCUAGGUGGUGAAAUGACAAAACUCACUCUCUUCUUCAGUCAGUGCGUAUGAAGUCAUCUUUCAUCAAGUUCCAUCUCCUUUAGUCUCAUAUGGAACGUAUCUCUCUAACUGUUGUUAAACUACGAUGACAUGUCUGUAGCUAUCAGAAAGAGAAGCUGGGAAGAACAUGUGACCCAAUGGAUGGGACAGCCUUUUAAUUCUGAUGAUUAUAACCCAGCAUGUCAUCAUGGACUAGUAGCUGACAGCUUGCAGGCAAGUAUGGAAAAAGAUGCAUCUUUAAAUGUGGAUCGUAAAGAGAGGUGUGUUUCACUACCGGACUGCUGCCAUGGUUCAGAGCUGAGAGACUUUCCUGGGAGGCCCAUGGGUCACAUUUCAAAGGAGGUGGAUGAAAAUGACAGCCACGAAGGUGAAGAUCAGUUUCUUUCUCUGGAGGCCAGCACAGAAACACUAGUGCAUGUUUCUGAUGAGGAUACCGAUUCCGAUCCAUAUAUUACAGAUGAUAAACAGAUGUUAACUGCCCAAGGACAAAAAAUAUCAGACAAACAGAGCAACAGAGGAGCAGGCUCCUCAGUAAAGAUGCUGCCCAUCAUGGAAGGUCACCCAAGUGAUUCCUGGAGAAUGGCUGCUGGAUCUGACUCAGCACUGGUAGAAGAAAGGGGGGAGAAAAAAGUUGUUGACAUUGUAAGUGAAAGCCUGGAGCUUUGUAAUGAUAUAAGCUUAAGUGAAAGAAAAGAUGCAUCUAAUAAGAUAAAUGCAUGUGACUCUUCGAAUGUGAAAGAUAUUGUGCCUGAGAAGCAAUUGUUUAAUUCUGCUGUAAUUGCUCAGCAACGAAGGAAACUUGACUUCCCUAAAGAUGAACAUGGAAGAAACACCUGCAAUGUAGUACAGGGUGAGUUCUCGGCUCUUCCUUGCAUGGACAGAGGACUGGCGUUAUUAAAAGCAGAUUCUGGAAGCUGCCUCCUGCAACCUCCUUCCUGCCCUAGUGGAAUGUCAGCUGAAAAUGGCCUCAAGAAGAGUGGUUUCUCAGAACAUCAAAACAAAAGUCUCCCACAGGUCGGCUCAGGAGAUGGCAUGCAGUGUUUACACUUAAAGGAAACUCUGGCCACCCAGGAGCCCACAGACAACCCCGUCAGGCUUCGCAAAAGAAAGGAAAUAAGAGAAGAUCGAGAUAGGGCGCGGCUGGACUCCAUGGUGCUGCUAAUUAUGAAACUGGACCAACUUGAUCAGGACAUUGAGAAUGCCCUCAGCACCAGCUCCUCUCCAUCCAGCACACCAACAAACCUGCGGCGGCACAUUCCUGAUCUGGAGUCAGGAUCUGAGGGUGGAGCAGAUACCAUUUCAGUAAAUCAGACACAAAUAAAUUUGUCUUCUAACUCUGAAUCUACCGACCUACCAUCUUCCAGCCCAGUGGCCAGUUCUGGAACCAAACCCAAGUCUACGGCACUUCCAGGUAUUUCAGACAAGGAAACGGCUGAAAUUGAAGCCAAGGAAGCUUGUGAUUGGCUACGGGCAACUGGUUUCCCCCAGUAUGCACAGCUUUAUGAAGAUCUUCUGUUCCCCAUUGAUAUUUCCUUGGUCAAGAAAGAGCAUGAUUUUUUGGACAGAGACGCCAUUGAGGCUUUAUGCAGGCGUCUAAAUACUUUAAACAAGUGUGCGGUGAUGAAGCUGGAAAUUAGUCCUCAUCGGAAGAGAAGUGAGGAUUCGGACGAGGACGAGCCUUGUGCAAUCAGCGGCAAAUGGACUUUCCAGAGGGACAGCAAGAGGUGGUCCCGGCUGGAAGAGUUUGAUGUCUUUUCCUCAAAGCAGGACCCAGCCCCCGGGGCCGCCGACGACACCCACCUGAAGAACGCGGCGAGCCACGAGAGCAUGCUGACGGAGCUCAGCGAGCGCCAGGAGGUGGCUUCGGUCCUCAGCCUCAGCAGCACGGGCAGCCUCCCCGUGCACGCGCCCCACGCCGGGGACGCGGCGACGCCCCGGACCAACUCGGUCCUCAGCGUCUGCUCCUCCGGCAACUUCGUAGGCAACGAUGACUCGUUCUGCAGCCUGCCGUCUCCCAAGGAACUGUCGGGCUUCGGCUUCAGCCUGAAGGGCCCCGAGAAGAACGCCAAGUCCAAGACGCGCAGCCUGCUGAAGCGCAUGGAGAGCCUGAAGCUCAAGGGCUCGCACCACGGCAAGCACAAGGCGCCUUCCAAGCUGGGGCUGAUCAUCAGCGGGCCCAUUCUGCGGGAGGGGCUGGACGAGGAGAAGCUGAAGCAGCUGAACUGCGUGGAGAUCUCCGCGCUCAACGGCAACCACAUCAACGUGCCGGCCUUGCGCAAGCGGAGCGUCUCCAACUCCACGCAGACCAGCAGCAGCAGUAGCCAGUCGGAGACCAGCAGCGCCGUGAGCACGCCCAGCCCGGUCACCAGGACCCGGAGCCUCAGCGCCUGCAACAAGCGGGUGGGCAUGUACCUGGAGGGCUUUGAUCCGUUCAGUCAGUCCACGUUCAACAGCGUUACGGAACAGAACUUCAAGAACCGCGAGAGCUACCGGGAGGACGCCGUGUUCUACAUCCCGGAAGAUCAUAAGCCUGGCACUUUCCCCAAGGCCCUCUCCAAUGGCAGUUUCUCUCCCUCAGGGAAUAACAGCUCCGUGAACUGGAGGACUGGAAGCUUCCACGGCCCCGGCCACAUCAGCCUGAGGAGGGAAAACAGCAGCGACAGCCCCAAGGAGCUUAAGAGACGCAAUUCCUCCAGCUCCAUGAGCAGCCGCCUGAGUGUCUAUGACAACGUGCCGGGCUCCAUCCUCUAUUCCAGUUCAGGGGACCUGGCCGACCUGGAGAACGAGGACAUCUUCCCCGAGCUGGAUGACAUCCUCUACCAUGUGAAGGGGAUGCAGAGGAUCGUCAACCAGUGGUCAGAGAAGUUUUCGGAUGAGGGAGACUCUGACUCAGCCCUGGACUCGGUCUCUCCGUGCCCGAGCUCUCCCAAACAGAUACACCUGGAUGUGGACAACGACCGAGCCACGCCCAGUGACCUGGACAGUACGGGCAACUCCCUGAAUGAACCCGAAGAGCCCUCGGACAUCCCGGAAAGGAGGGAUUCUGGGGUUGGGGCCUCCCUGACCAGGUCCAAUAGGCACAGGCUGAGAUGGCACAGUUUCCAGAGCUCCCAUCGGCCGAGCUUAAAUUCUGUGUCACUGCAGAUUAACUGCCAGUCGGUGGCCCAGAUGAACCUGCUGCAGAAAUACUCGCUCCUAAAGUUAACUGCCCUGCUGGAGAAAUACACACCUUCUAAUAAGCAUGGCUUUAGCUGGGCUGUGCCCAAGUUCAUGAAAAGGAUCAAGGUCCCAGACUACAAGGACCGGAAUGUGUUCGGGGUCCCUCUGACGGUCAAUGUGCAGCGCACGGGACAGCCCCUGCCCCAGAGCAUCCAGCAAGCCAUGCGCUACCUCCGCAACCACUGUUUGGAUCAGGUGGGGCUUUUCAGAAAAUCCGGUGUCAAAUCCCGGAUCCAGGCUCUGCGCCAGAUGAAUGAAAGUGCCAUUGAUUGCGUCAGCUAUGAGGGGCAGUCUGCUUAUGAUGUGGCAGACAUGCUCAAGCAGUAUUUUCGAGACCUUCCUGAGCCGCUAAUGACGAACAAGCUCUCAGAAACCUUUCUACAGAUCUAUCAGUGUGUGCCCAAGGACCAGCGCCUCCAGGCUAUCAAGGCCGCCAUUAUGCUCCUGCCUGAUGAGAACCGGGAGGUCCUACAGACCCUCCUUUACUUCUUGAGCGACGUCACAGCAGCUGUAAAAGAAAACCAGAUGACUCCCACCAACCUGGCUGUGUGCCUAGCGCCUUCCCUUUUCCACCUCAACACCCUGAAGAGAGAGAAUUCUUCUCCAAGGGUAAUGCAAAGAAAACAAAGUUUGGGCAAACCAGAUCAGAAAGAUUUGAAUGAAAACCUCGCUGCCACUCAGGGUCUGGCCCAUAUGAUUGCUGAGUGCAAGAAGCUUUUCCAGGUCCCUGAGGAAAUGAGUCGAUGUCGGAAUUCCUACACAGAACAGGAGCUGAAGCCCCUCACUCUAGAAGCACUGGGGCGCCUGCAUCACGACGAGUCGGCUGACUACCAGCACUUCCUCCAGGACUGUGUGGAUAGCCUGUUUAAAGAGGUCAAGGAGAAGUUUAAAGGCUGGGUCAGCUACUCCACGUCUGAGCAGGCCGAGCUCUCCUAUAAGAAGGUGAGCGAAGGACCUCCCCUAAGGCUUUGGCGGUCCACCAUUGAAGUCCCUGCCAUGCCUGAGGAAAUCUUAAAGCGCCUCCUCAAAGAACAGCACCUCUGGGACGUAGACCUCUUGGAUUCCAAAGUGAUUGAAAUCCUGGACAGCCAAACGGAAAUUUACCAGUAUGUCCAAAACAGUAUGGCGCCCCAUCCUGCCCGGGACUACGUGGUUUUGAGAACAUGGCGGACUAAUUUACCGAAGGGCGCAUGUGCCCUUUUACUCACCUCCGUGGAUCAUGACCGGGCACCUGUGGUGGGGGUGAGAGUCAAUGUGCUUCUCUCCUGGUAUCUGAUCGAACCCUGCGGGUCGGGGAAAUCCAAACUCACCUACAUGUGCAGAGCCGACUUAAGGGGCCACAUGCCAGAGUGGUACACAAAAUCUUUUGGACAUUUGUGUGCAGCCGAAGUCGUGAAGAUCCGAGACUCUUUCAGCAAUCAGAACACUGAAACCAAAGACCCCAAAUCUAGGUGAUUACUGAAGCCGAGCGGCUGUGUCCACCGUCCGGACGUUUGUUUCUGGAAGCCCUUUGCCGGUCCUUGGAAGAAUGGGUUCUGAGUCUAGUCCUGAAACUAAGACAGCUAGAAGUUGGAGUGUGGGGAUCACCUGUAGCGAUUUUAAGACAUUUUUAAAGCUGCUUCCUGUUUGUUGAAGGUCUAGAUUAUAGACCUUGCCUGGAAUAUAUAAGACUGUGCAAAAGAAAAAAAAAAGUGUUCUUAUUCAAGUUGCUUCUGAGAAGCAAAACUAUAAAUACGUUACAGAAAAUAAUGAAGAGACGUCAUUCUCUUGUGAUACUGGUGUGUGUGUCCCUGUGUCGUCGUAUCUGCAGCGUGUUGGGGGACCGGUGUAUCCACUGGAAUCGUUGGUACUCUUUGACCUGUUUCUCACUGAGAUGAGCAAAGAAAGGUUUGCACAGAGGAGUGUCUGUACGUGUGUUUGUUGCUGGUUGAGUGGCAGAGAGGUGUACAUUGGAGCACAGUGUCUGGCACACUGGGACGCCUUCUAGAAGGAUUUUGAUGCGUCAGGUUCAGUUUAACCUGAGAUACUGACUGCCCAUGGACCCAUCCAGAAAGGGGACCCAACACCCUUGGUCGCUUCUUUCUUUUUCCAAGUCAUUAAGCACAUUCCUUUUUUACCAACCUCCUCUUUCCUUAAAAGUAAUUGUGGUCGAUUGAUUCCAGUGUCCCUUCUCAAACACAGUUGUCUUUAGACCUCAUUGCAAAUAGCGAUAUAGUUUUUUAACCAGUAUGGAUUAGUUCAGGGAAGAAACUACUCCCCCCCAGCCCCCACCCUUACUAGCUCCAAAGCACAGUUUUAUUUGGGGGUUUUUGUGUUUGUUUUGUAAGUCAAGAUACAACGACUGAACACCCUAACAUCUACUCCUGAAUCAAGCCUCAGAACCUUUUACCUGUUGGAAUGCUUUGCAUUUUCCUGUUUAUAACCAAAAGUCUUGAAGACACACCGAAAACAUCGGAAACUAUGUAUGUCCCAAGGAAAUCCCUGUAAAUUUAACCCACGGUAUUAAAAUUUAACAACAGGUGCUGAUUGUUGUUAGUCACGGCAUUUCUGAAAGCUGCACAUAUUUAGUUGUUGGAUUUGUCCUGAAAUUUUCAGCAAAUAGUUUUUCUGGUUUUGCAACUUUUUUUUUUUUGUGCUUUGUUUUCCCUACAUUUCUUUUUCUUUUCCUUUAUAGUGAUGCCCUUGGACUAUCUUUUUAGCGGUAAAGGAAAAUAGUUAUCGCAGGGAAAAAAAACUGAAAAAGCACCAGCACAGUUUUUUGGAAGGGUGGGUGGUCUUUGUCCAGGUUUUACUGUAACCAUAAAGAUUGACUCAUGAGACAGUAUUAGUGAAUUUAUUUUGUAUGGAUCAAAAGUGAAUAAUGUAUGAAUGAGAGAUGUAAGAAGGAUUUUUAUUUUGUUAUAAUUUAGUUACCAUUGUCAGUGUUAUUUCAAAGGUUCUUUGAAGAAUUUGCAGUGGGGGGGAGAUUAGAGUUUUAAAAUUUGAGUAUUUUGGAUAUCAGUGUUCCUCAUGAAGAUAUACUUGUAUAUUCAAUUUUAAUAGCUUUCAGAUUUGUAAGAUUAUAUGUUGUAUAUACCAUUCUAUUAAGAUAAAGAAACAUGUACACAUGUCCACUGUGCUUUCAAACAUAGAUAAAGCAUGAUAAAAAUUAUUAUUUAAAAUAUACUUGUAUUUAUACCUCAGAUAUUCUUUUGGGUUUUGUACCUCAAGGCUUUUUUUUUUUUCCUAAUGUAAAUACACUUUACAUGAAUACAAUCUAAGUGAAAGAAAAAAUAAGAGGUUUAUAACUUGCUCUAUAUCUGUACAGAAUAUAAUCCGUAAGUGCACUAUUAAAUGUUUAAAGUAAGGGAAAGGUCUGGCCUGCUUUCCUGUGUAUUGCAUCUCACUCCUACCCUUAAAAACCACAGAUUGCAAAGCGUAUCAUUCUAGCAUCAACUAAAAUGAAAAUCAGAUUUGCUGAAGGAGAAAUCGGACUGCAAAUCAUUCCAAGGCCGAACUGCCACUGAGCCACUCACUAACAAACAGGAAACCCUGGUGAAGGUUCAGGAAGCAUGGAGAUUCUCUCCUAACAAAGGUCGUUAGGAAACGAUGCUGAGAGAGUUACAAGGAUAAGGAGCCAGCGAGAGAAAGAUGCUCAUAAGCAAAGCCAAGGUCACCAUUAAAGUCCACACAAGGUCUCUUUCCCACUGGUCCGCUUUCCUGUAGAAAGGAUUCCUUACACGUACGACAACAGGAGAAUUCAAAGGAUGUGAAUGUUCCAAGAACUCUGUGUAAGUCACCUCGAGUGCUAUUGCCAUGACUUACUAUUGUGACUAAUCACCUAGAUUGUAAGCUCUUUGAGGGCAGGGCUCUUCUACACAUCUUUAUAAUCCCCUACAGCGGCUUUCAGUGUUUUGUACUUGUAGGCACCUAAUAAAUUUAUUAUUUGCUAAAUGGAA